UACGACAGGCACACCGCCCAUCCGGUCAGUCGGUGUCAGGAGUCGUCUCGGCGAGGCGGGGGUGGUGCGCAGCCGGUGUCAGGAAUCGCCGAGGUGAGGCGAGGAUGGUACCGCUGUGUGGCAGCCCCGCGAACCGGCGGCUGCAAUUGGCCGCAGCCAUUCUGCUCGUGCUACUCUCCACCCUGCUCCUAAUGCACGCGCCGCUCAGGCCGGUGGAGCUGGUGUCAAACCUGUCCUCUGAGUCGACCGCGGAGUCUGAGUUGCUCGACGUGUGCGCGCGCCUGCGACGCCACGCGGUGGGCCUGGUGCCGGAAGUGUGGGACGUGAUGCGCUGGGUUUGCCGAAAGAUCGGCGCCGACGUGCCCCCCGAGUUGGGUGGCGCCGGCUGCAACAAGUCGCUCGUGUACACGCCGAUCGGUCGGCUCGGCAAUCUAAUGGGGCUGUACGCCAUCGUGUACAGCUACGGCAGGAUGUUCGGCGCUACCGGGUACGUGGAAGACGGCAUGCGGGGCACGCUGAAGAGGUACUUCCCCAACAUCUCGCUACCGCCGAUGUCGAAAGUGCCGGACGCCGCCUGGGAGCUCAUCACCUACCAGCAGGCUGAGGAGAAGCUCGCCUGUCCACCCGAGGAUGACGGUGCCAAGCCGCGCUUCUUUCGCAUUAGCAACUACCCAGACCGCAACGGCAUCGACGUGUUUCACCCGUACCACGAGGAAAUUGUAAAGGAGUUCACGUUUACGACCGCCAUGCAGAAACAGGCACAGGAGUUCCUGCGGUAUGCCAAGGGAAACCGCAGCUCCGUGACAUACAUCGGCUUUCACGUCCGGCGGACCGACUACGAGAGGUACAUUCGGAAGCAGUAUCAGGAAUCACUGCCGGACGAGGUCUACUUCAACAAGACUCUUUCCUACUACCGCGCCCGCUUUGCCGACGCGCUCUUCAUCGUCUGCUCCGACGACCUGACGCACGUUGCCAAGGUGCUGAAGGGGCAUGGUGACGACAUCGUCAUCGCAGGCAACCGCAACAUCGGCGACCCGGGUCGUGACAUGGCGCUGCUGUCCGCCUGCAACCACUCGAUCGUGACGGUGGGCACGUACGGCUUCUGGGGCGCUUACUUGGCUGGCGGCACGGUGCUGGUGCCGGAGGCGCAGACGCACCUGUCGCGCGGCGACCGGCACACGCCGCUGUUGGAAAUCCAGCUGGCCGGCGCCACCAACUGGAUUGCAGUAAGAUGAUGUCGGACGGCGGCUGACCGGCCGUUGUGAGCCCUCUGAGCGGUCCUGCCCGAUGGCUCCCGGCGCCCGGCCGUGGCUGCAGCUCCGGCCAUGACCUCGGGCUUGGCAGACCGCUCCGUUACCGGCAGCUCGGCUGGGCAGCUGUGCGACAACCUGGCCGCGCCGCCGCCCGCCGCGUUGAGGUCGUUGCUCUGGCGUCCGUUGGCAUGACUCCACCGAAUCAACAUUCCGAGGGUUCAGGAUAUGGACCCGGCAUGGCGCGAACGAGGCGUUCCUGAGAGCGGGUUGGCGCCGGACAGGGGCGCUAGGGCCUCUGAUCGGCAGUUUCCGCUCCGAUUGGCUGCACCUUUCAGGUGGGCUUAAGUCCCUACGACGUCGUGUCGUUGAGAUCUGAAUCAGGGUUCGGCCCGUAGCACAAAACGUGAUUCGUGUUUAAACAUCCGCUUCUUUUCGCCUCGCUCUUGCUUUAUCCUACACCGGAAUGGUGGCGGUCGCUUGUCCGGGGCGGGGUGCACGCAGGAGCCACGAGUGGGCCGAGAGGCCCCCCUUGGGCACUUGGUGCAUACGUUGCACAGGGGCCUCUGCCGGGUUAAGUCGCGGCGAGUUGGUCCCCGGGCGCGUGUAGUACUCCCCUCUGUUAUCCGCUCUCCUUCAUCCUGUGGCCUUGAAAUAAUAAUUAUUGUUACUGUUGUUAAUUAUCAUUACAUCACAUUACUGGCUCUAAUCCAACUAAUCAAAUAACCAAAAAUCGUGUUUAAAUUUUGUACAGCCUACACAAUAUUGAUCGAGAGCCAGUUUGGGUCCGUUUUAUUUGGAAACCGUGCUCACGAACGAAAUAUAUGAACCAGUCGAUGAUUAUGA
Messenger RNA from Pollicipes pollicipes, 2096 nucleotides. Its product is annotated as galactoside alpha-(1,2)-fucosyltransferase 2. Gene Ontology annotation, molecular function: galactoside 2-alpha-L-fucosyltransferase activity. NCBI's taxonomy places the organism in Eukaryota, Metazoa, Arthropoda, Thecostraca, Pollicipedomorpha, Pollicipedidae. Bases 105 to 1235 code for a protein of 376 amino acids. The record is from RefSeq and is a predicted model, not a curated record. The transcript has a single exon. Gene Ontology annotation, biological process: carbohydrate metabolic process. Gene Ontology annotation, cellular component: membrane.